Molecule: messenger RNA, 1816 nt
Organism: Corythoichthys intestinalis (scribbled pipefish)
Lineage: Eukaryota; Metazoa; Chordata; Actinopteri; Syngnathiformes; Syngnathidae
Product: succinate dehydrogenase [ubiquinone] iron-sulfur subunit, mitochondrial-like
Exons: 8
Coding region: 81-926 (281 amino acids)
Biological process (GO): tricarboxylic acid cycle; aerobic respiration; respiratory electron transport chain
Cellular component (GO): mitochondrial membrane
Molecular function (GO): 2 iron, 2 sulfur cluster binding; electron transfer activity
Source: RefSeq, a predicted model, not a curated record
UGGUUUUAGUUUGGACGCUUACAAACAGACGCUGUACAACUGUCCGGUUGCUGCUUUUAUUUCACCCUCUUCGAAUAAAAAUGUCGGUGCUUUGUGUCGCUUUGAUCCGAAAUGCUUUGACCGUCAGGAACUCUGGCAUUGUGGUGACGGUGCGCUAUGCCCAGACCAUGGCUUCACCUGCUCCUGAACCCAGGAUGAAGAAGUUCCAGAUUUACCGCUGGGAUCCAGACACUGCUGGAGACAAACCCCGUAUGCAGACAUAUGAAGUUGACCUUAACACCUGUGGUCCAAUGGUUCUGGAUGCUCUCAUCAAAAUCAAGAAUGAGAUGGACCCUACCCUUACAUUCAGACGUUCCUGCCGUGAGGGUAUUUGUGGCUCAUGUGCCAUGAACAUCAACGGCGGCAAUACACUGGCAUGCCUCAACAAAAUUGACAGCAACACGAACAAAGCCACCAAAAUUUACCCGCUCCCACAUAUGUAUGUAGUCAAGGAUCUUGUACCUGACAUGAGCAACUUUUACGCGCAGUAUAAAUCCAUUGAGCCCUACCUAAAAAAGAAAGAUGAAUCUCAAGAAGGAAAGGACCAGUAUUAUCAGUCAGUUGGGGACAGGCAGAAACUGGAUGGCUUAUAUGAGUGCAUCCUGUGUGCAUGCUGCAGCACCAGUUGUCCCAGCUACUGGUGGAAUGGGGACAAAUACCUCGGACCUGCUGUUCUCAUGCAGGCAUACCGGUGGAUGAUAGAUUCCAGAGAUGACUUCACUGAGGAGCGACUGUCAAAACUUCAGGACCCCUUCUCUCUAUACCGCUGCCACACAAUCAUGAAUUGCACAAAGACCUGCCCCAAGGGACUCAACCCGGGAAAGGCCAUCGCAGAGAUCAAGAAAAUGAUGGCGACUUACCAAGAGAAGAAAGCUGCUACAUCAUGAAGAGUCACGUGUUAACACAGCGCAAGAUCCUGAGUGAGGCAAACAAAAACAGCCAACUAGGAAUGUUUGCAAAUUUUACAGAACUGGACACUUUUAUUGUUGACCGUGCAACAAAACGGAAAACAUGUUUAUUGUCAUGUUUCUCUGCCAGUCACAAUGAAAAACAUAUUCAAUAGGGGAACUGAAGACAUUUGCGGUCAUUGCGGUCCAAGGUUGUGAAAUGUAUAGAAUCAAUGUUGUUUAGCAAACCAAAAAAGAUGGCUGAGUUAGCUGCGGUCAAAGUCGAAGUGAGCACAUCUUGCUGCUCGUGUUUUUAUUUGAAAAUGCCAGCCAUUGAUUUUUUUUCUCAAUAGUCAUCCACAAGAUGUGGGAGAUGUAUGGGCUCCACCUCAUCAUUACAUACUCCGCUAAUCUAUUACCUCAUUGACUGCCGUUGACAGUGACAGAUGUCCAAUCCUUUUGAACUGGGAGGUUUGACAGCGAAUGAUCCAUGUUUUCAAUAGCAUUCAUUGACAGCUGCAAUUAGCAGUGAUAGACGAACCAGUUGCUUUAACCUGUUUUCGGAUGCUCAUUGAACUCAUUGGCUGCCAUUGACAGUGCUAGACGUCCGAUCCAUUUUGACUGGGAAGGCAGUCAAAAUGGAUUGGACGUCUAGCGCUGUCAAUGGCAUCAAAAGAGUUAACUGUGAGGCCUGGCAGCGAAUGAUAAUUCAGGCAAUGACUUGUUCACCGGCUUGCCGUCAAUUGCCGCAAAUUAUUUAAUUGUUACGCUCGGACUAAAAAUCUAUUUGAGUCAUAGGAAAUAUGUGUAUUAGUAGUCCUUAUGGUAAUGUGUGAUUGUGGAAUGAAGAAUAUUGCAUAAAGUAAAAACACAGUAAACCUCAUGGGAAA